Acyrthosiphon pisum (pea aphid) is the source of this 1322-nucleotide messenger RNA. RefSeq lists its product as uncharacterized. The transcript is spliced from 3 exons. NCBI's taxonomy places the organism in Eukaryota, Metazoa, Arthropoda, Insecta, Hemiptera, Aphididae. The record is from RefSeq and is a predicted model, not a curated record. Bases 329 to 871 code for a protein of 180 amino acids.
AUGAUUCAAAAUUGUUGAUCCAAUCGAAUGUCCUAAGACCCAAAUACCCAAUAUCUUUAUUCUUUAAAUUUUAAUCGUGGUCCUCUAAGUUAUAAGUAUAAUAAUAUUCAAAUUAUUGUUAAAUCGUAGUAUACCGUAUAUCACUUAUUCACUGUUCUAUUUAAUUUCCAUCUACUUUACUGUGCAUACUUUAAAGUUGUCUUUUGUAAUUGUGAUUGUUUGAUUAAAUACCUCCGUAAAAUUGUGAUGAGUAAUAGCAUUGAUUAUACAUAGUAUAAUAGAGAUUUGUCUUUGCUAAAUACUAAGGAAAUCCUUUGAAUCAUUAUAGAUGGAAAAUACUGCUAUGCGGAUGGAUUUGUCACGUGAAGAAGAAGAAAGUGCUCAUAUUUUAGAAUUAAGAGCUUUAAAAGAGUCUACUUUAAGUCGUUUUUCACCUCAAGUUAGGAAAUCAGUCACUUUAAUAAUUGAUGAGCUGCUGUGUAAAACUAUAUUUAAUAUUCAUAAGGAAUUAAAAUUAGGAGUUCUUGAUCCAAGACGGUUUGAUUCUAAUUACAAAAGACGCACUCACACUCCAACCUUAGAAAAUAUGGCUGAACAUUUGAAUAUCACUAAGCCAACUCAGGAAGUUGAGUGUCCCAAAUGUUUUGUAUCAGUGAAGUGUCUUUUGUUAUCUAAACAUUUAGCAUUGUGUAUGAAUCCAGACCAAAGCACUUAUUCUUAUAGUAGUAGAAAUAGUUCUCGAAUAGCACGACAGCGUAUACAACAAGGUUUUAAGACCUCUUAUGACGAAUCUAAAGAUGAUAGCGAUGAUGAACGAGUUAAACCGAAGAGACGUAGCUAUAAAGGAAAAAAGACACAAUCAAAAGCGUAAGGAUGUAGUUUCAUUUGAUAGUUCCCUUACCAAAAGAUGCCACAAUGUCAUAAUCAACAGGCUAUCACAAAGCUAACUUAGAAGACGAGAAGAACCAGAUUAAUGCUUAACUUGUGGCAAGCUCUAACAAUGAAACAUGUCCUACUUGACGGUCGCAACUAUGCAGCUACCAGAACAAUCAUAAGUAUACCUGAACACCUAUACAAAGUAUUGGGACCUGACCAAGAAAACAUCCACAAAAUCAUAAAAUUCUUAAAAAUAACUAAAUUAUAUACUUCUAAUUUUUUAUUUUUUUUUUUUAUUAAACUUGUACAUUUGUAUUGUAAAAUUCCUUACUGUUAUAUUAAAUCUCAUGAUGUAAAUGUAUAUAUAACUGUUGUCAAUAUUAUAAGCCGAUAACCUUAGUAAUUGCGGCACUAAUAAAAAAAAUAAAAAAAUAAUGUACAGGAAA